Capronia coronata CBS 617.96 is the source of this 1551-nucleotide messenger RNA. Its product is annotated as dihydrolipoyl dehydrogenase. The record is from RefSeq and is a predicted model, not a curated record. Lineage: Eukaryota; Fungi; Ascomycota; Eurotiomycetes; Chaetothyriales; Herpotrichiellaceae. The coding region runs from base 1 to 1551 and encodes 516 amino acids. Gene Ontology annotation, cellular component: mitochondrion; oxoglutarate dehydrogenase complex. The transcript is spliced from 3 exons. Gene Ontology annotation, molecular function: dihydrolipoyl dehydrogenase (NADH) activity; flavin adenine dinucleotide binding.
AUGCUGAAGACAUUGGUUCCCCGAGGGAGCCGAUCGCUUCUCUCAUCAAAAGCUCCGCAGCUAGGUCCUGCGAACCUGCGAACAGCUCCAAGCUUCCAGAUAGUUUCCCCGAACCAGCAAAGAAGGAGAGGUUAUGCCUCAGAAGCUUCAGAUUAUGAUAUUGUCUUCAUUGGAGGUGGUGUGGCCGGCUACGUGGGCGCAAUCAAGGCCGGACAAGCGGGCUUAAAGGUGGCCUGUAUCGAAAAGAGAGGUGCCUUGGGAGGCACUUGUUUGAACGUCGGCUGCAUACCUUCAAAAUCCCUGCUGAACAACUCACAUCUCUACCACCAAAUCCUACACGACACGAAAAAACGAGGUAUUGAUGUCAAUGAUGUCAAACUCAACCUGACCCAGAUGAUGAAGGCCAAGGAUGAAUCCGUGUCUUCGCUGACAAAAGGUGUCGAGUUCUUGUUCAAGAAGAACAAUGUGGACUACGUCAAGGGAACCGGGUCCUUCAAGGAUGAACACACAAUCAAGGUCAACCUGAUUGACGGAGGCGAGACGGAAAUCAAGGGCAAGAACAUCAUCAUUGCGACCGGUAGCGAGUCGACGCCGUUUCCAGGUCUGGAGAUCGACGAGAAGAAGGUUGUUACAAGCACCGGCGCAAUUGCUCUGCCGGAAGUACCCAAGAAGAUGGUCGUCAUCGGAGGUGGUAUUAUCGGACUUGAAAUGGCAUCGGUGUGGUCUCGACUGGGCUCACAAGUCACUGUGGUUGAAUUUCUGGGAGCGGUUGGUGGACCGGGCAUGGACGCCGAGAUUGCCAAACAGGCACAGAAGAUUCUCGCCAAACAGGGCAUCAAGUUCAAGACCAACACCAAGGUUUUGAAGGGCGACGCCAGCGGAGACGGCGUGAAGCUCGACCUGGAAGCGGCCAAAGGUGGCAAGAACGAAACCAUUGACGCGGACGUUGUUCUUGUCGCCAUUGGCCGUCGCCCCUACACCGAAGGUCUAGGCAUCGAAAACAUUGGCCUUGAGCUCGACGAACGCAAGCGCUUGGUCAUCGACCAGGAAUACCGAACCAAGAUCCCCCACAUCCGCGUCAUUGGCGAUGUGACAUUCGGCCCCAUGCUGGCACACAAGGCGGAAGAAGAAGGCGUUGCUGCUGUCGAGUAUAUCACGAAAGGCUACGGCCACGUCAACUACGGAGCCAUCCCGUCUGUCAUGUACACGCAUCCCGAGGUUGCGUGGGUCGGACAGAACGAGGCCGAGCUGAAAUCCGCCGGCGUCAACUACAAAGUCGGCACAUUCCCCUUCACGGCCAACUCGCGGGCCAAGACCAACCUGGAGACGGAAGGGCUGGUCAAGUUCCUGGCCGACGCGGAGACGGAUCGUAUCCUGGGCAUCCACAUCAUCGGCGCCAACGCCGGCGAGAUGAUCGCCGAAGGUACGCUGGCGCUCGAGUAUGGUGCAUCGACUGAGGAUGUGGCGCGGACGUGUCAUGCUCACCCGACGUUGGCGGAGGCUUUCAAAGAAGCUGCCAUGGCCACAUACAGCCAUGCCAUCCAUUUCUAA